Messenger RNA from Staurois parvus, 1819 nucleotides. Lineage: Eukaryota; Metazoa; Chordata; Amphibia; Anura; Ranidae. The record is from the annotation of a GenBank genome assembly.
AUGAACAUCGCCAGCACAGCCGGACGUGUACUUCUCCUGGAAAAUAUUACCCGUUUCUGGCCAGUCAUUCAGGUCAAGAUAAAGCGAUGUCAGCAGGGUGGUAUUGACACGCGUGUGCGGGGCCUCGAGAUCCUGGGGCCCAAGCCAACUUUCUGGCCCGUGUUUAAAGAACAACUUUGUAGAAGAACCUUCUUAUUCUACACCAGUAGAGCACAUAGCUGGGGGCAGGAGAUCCGUGACAAGAAAGAGAACCUGCUUCAGCUCUUCAGCCGGCUAAACCGGGCAUUGUCACUUGAGCAGGAGUUUGCAGACCGUUUUCUUCCGGAUGACGAGGCAGCUCAGGCUCUGGGCCGAACAUGCUGGGAGGCACUGAUCUCUCCCCUGGUGCAGAAUAUUACCACCCCAGAUUCUGGAGGCGUGAGUCCCCUUGGGUGGCUGCUCACACAUUACUUAGAGAACAGUCAAGUAUCCCGGCGACCCAAGUCACGAUUGUCGGUCUUCAAUUCCCGAGUGCGGAGAUUGACCCAUCUCCUGGUCCAUGUGGACACCAACCCACCUGACACCACUGUACUGAAACCACCCAGUAAAACUAAUGACAAGAACCGCAGCGCCACCAGUGAACCAGUGAGCACCUCCAAUGGUGGGAUUGGAAGUAUAGCCGAGAUGGCUCAGUGCUGGCAGGGCGUGGUUCAGCAGCAGGUGCAACGAUUUCUGGAGAUAUCAUGGAAUGACGUGGAUCUGGUACCUCGUUUCUGUUCCAUGUACAUGGCUCUCAGACGAGCCAUGGAGGAGAUGUUUGGUCAGCAAACGAGGUUUUUACUCGCUUUACAACACGGAUUCUGCCAAGGCCUGUUACAGCUUUCAUACCUGACCGCAUUACAUGUGACGGAGCAGUUUGCUCGGUACAUUGAUCAAAGGAUAAUUGCUAUGCGUUCGGAUUCUUCAAAUUUCCAGUCAAUGGAGCAGCUGCAACAGUUCCUGGAAUGUGUUCUUUUCCUGUCAGAUCUCGAACUGUCCAAUUCCUUUGAACAUUUUUACAGGCAUUAUCUGGCUGACCGUCUGCUCACACUUGGACCGUGCUGGCUGGAGCAUUCUGUGGUGGAUCACAUUGGCGUUUGUUUCCCAAACCGGUAUCCUCAACAAAUGUUGAAAAACCUGCAGGAGGCAAAAGGUCUUCAGAGAGAAGAACAUCUCUAUCGGCUGCAGCAUCUGGACAAUGGAGUCCUAUCGGAGGAGGAGGACGAGGAGGAAGAGGGGGAUGGAGAUGGAAGAAAGCUUCGAGCCCCAGGGUUAUACUGGGCAAGAUGAAGUGCAGAUCUCUGUUCUCUCCCCGCGUUGUUGGUCUAUAUCUGCUCUUUGUUACAUGAUGGAUCCCUCCAGAAAUUUCCCACAAUCCCUCAGCAAUCGUCUGCUUCAAUUCACUGACUUCUAUAUGAAGAGUCAGUAUAAUCCAGUCUCCUCUCCUAUUGUUCAGUCACGACGGCUGCAGUGGACUUGGUUGGGAAACGCAGAGGUGCAAUAUGGCAGUCUGAUCCUCCGGGUCUCCACCCUGCAGAUGUUCAUAUUGCUGCAGUUUAACCACCAGGAGGAAGUUUUGGAGGAAACAAUUAUUAAGAUCACUGAGCUGCCAGAGGCUUUAGUGACCCAUGCUCUGGCACCACUCACUACCAAAGGUAGCAUCUUGAUGCACAAGAAAAAGGGUGAGUACAGUCCAAGACAUUCUGUCUUCUGUCUCCUACCUACUUACACCUCUGUCUCUUCUGCCUGCACUCACCUCUACAUCUCCUCACUUCCCACGCCCACCUCUGCCACUCCCUUU